CCAAAGCUGGCCAAGGCAUCGAAGACCACGCCCGUGCGCAACAUCCCCACGCAAGCAGUCAAGAAGAAAAGCGCCAACCGCAGGAAGAAGUCCAUCACAGACGCAGAGCCUCAGGACAGCCACACGCAGCAACACGCGUAUGUGCCCAAAUACGCACAGCCGCAGCUACACGCACGUGUGCCCAAACACGCACAGCCGCAGCAGAAAAUGAACGUGGUCCAAGGCCAACGGGACG
Messenger RNA from Sphaeroforma arctica JP610, 235 nucleotides. RefSeq lists its product as hypothetical. The annotation marks the transcript as partial. Lineage: Eukaryota; Ichthyosporea; Ichthyophonida. The record is from RefSeq and is a predicted model, not a curated record. The transcript has a single exon.